GUGCCCCGAGUGCUGCUCUGGCUCAUGAUUGAGAUCGCCAUCAUUGGCUCCGACAUGCAGGAGGUGAUUGGCACAGCCAUUGCCUUCAGCUUGCUCUCUGCUGGCCGCAUCCCCCUCUGGGGUGGGGUCCUCAUCACCAUCGUGGACACCCUCUUCUUCCUCUUCCUUGACAAGUACGGGCUCCGCAAACUGGAGGCUUUCUUUGGCCUCCUCAUCACCAUCAUGGCCCUGACCUUUGGCUAUGAGUACGUGGUGGUGAGGCCGAGGCAGGCGGAGGUGCUGAAGGGUAUCUUCCUGCCCUACUGCCGGGGCUGCGGGCGAGAGGAGCUGCUCCAGGCUGUGGGCAUUGUUGGCGCCAUCAUCAUGCCCCAUAAUAUCUUCCUCCACUCCUCCUUGGUCAAGACACGAGCCAUCGACCGGUCCAAGAAGGAGGCGGUGCAGGAGGCCAACAUGUAUUUCCUGACCGAGUCCUGCCUGGCCCUCUUCAUCUCCUUCCUCAUCAACCUCUUCGUCAUGGCGGUCUUCGGCGAGGCUUUCUACCACCAGCGAAAUGAGGAUGUGCACAACAAGUGCAUCAACAGCAGCGUCAGCCACUACGCCAGCAUCUUCCCCACCAACAACGAAACGGUCUCUGUGGAUAUCUACCAGGGGGGUGUCAUCCUGGGCUGCUAUUUCGGGGCAGCAGCGCUGUACAUCUGGGCCAUCGGGAUCCUGGCAGCGGGGCAGAGCUCCACAAUGACCGGGACCUACGCAGGGCAGUUUGUCAUGGAG
Pterocles gutturalis (yellow-throated sandgrouse) is the source of this 771-nucleotide messenger RNA. Its product is annotated as natural resistance-associated macrophage protein 1. Gene Ontology annotation, cellular component: plasma membrane. Gene Ontology annotation, biological process: metal ion transport. The record is from RefSeq and is a predicted model, not a curated record. Lineage: Eukaryota; Metazoa; Chordata; Aves; Pterocliformes; Pteroclidae. The annotation marks the transcript as partial. Gene Ontology annotation, molecular function: manganese ion transmembrane transporter activity; iron ion transmembrane transporter activity; cadmium ion transmembrane transporter activity. The transcript has 7 exons.